This is a messenger RNA of Cooperia oncophora, 324 nucleotides long. Lineage: Eukaryota; Metazoa; Nematoda; Chromadorea; Rhabditida; Trichostrongylidae. The record is from the annotation of a GenBank genome assembly.
AUGUUGUUGCGAUAUCGGGGCGUCAAUGCUACUGACGAACAACAGGAACGCCGUAAUGAAGCUAUCGGUCGACGAAUAUUUCCAUCAACAUCUGGGCCUUCCACAUCAAAUAAUGAUGAGUCAAAUCUCCCAUCGGCGGAACGUUUGAAGGUUUCAAUUCGACGAAAUCGUGAUCGCCAAAUCAGCGACAAGUUUGAUUUCGGGCCGACUCCAAAGAAGUCGUCAUUGAGUCUUGGUAUCGUUCGAAAAACCGUCAAAAGGGAAGCAGAGGAGGAUGAAUACGAAAAUACAGUUGUCACGAAUGGUUGCGCUACAGUUAAUGUG